AUCAGUGGCAUGUGUGAUCAGCACACCGUGCGGUGUUAAAGCGCGUAUCCCUGAGAGAGAUACAACCACCCCUCCCACAUCACUCCCUUACCCUCCCCGCCUUGUCUUAAGAGCGCCCACCCACUCUUGUCCCCACCCGGUGGGCUUGUUGGGGCUUUUGGCCACCAUGGAUACUAGUCACGUUAGAGACGGGACCGGCGACGGGAGAAUGGAGUGUAACGGAGUGGACAAUGGCUUCAGCGAGGAUGAAGAUAUUAAAGCCAUGCUCAAGGGUAGUAGCAUGCAAAAGAUCAAAUCUAGCACAUGGAUGAAGCCACGCUUUUACAAGCUCCAAGAUGACUGUCAGACAGUGUGGUACGACUCCCAAAAGAUCCUGAAGUCAGCCAGGAACCAAAUUUUCUCAAUUGACGACAUCCAGGAGAUAAGGCCGGGUCACCAGUCAGAGGGCAUGCAGAGGUACGCCAUGCACUUACCUACCGACCGCUGCUUCACCAUCGUCUUCAAGGGCAGAAAGAAAAACCUAGACCUGGUGGCUGCUGAAGCCAAGGAGGCCAGGCACUGGAUCGAUGGCCUCAUCAAAAUCAAAAAGAGAGACUCCAGCAUGAACAAGAGAGAGCGGCUGGACCAAUGGUUCCAACUUUAUCUACAAAAAGCCGAUAUUGACAAGGACAACAAAAUGACCCUAGAAGAAGUGAAGCAGUUCUUGCACCUGAUGAAUAUAGAGGUGGACAGUAUGCAUGCAAAGGACCUGUUCAGGAAAUGCGACAAAUCGAAGGACGGAACAAUCCAUGGCAAGGAGAUCGAAGAGUUUUACAAGCUACUGACUGAACGCGAGGAGAUUACCACCGUCUUUGAGGCCUACAGUAACAAGGAGAAGCUAAUGAGUGUGGAGAAGCUGACAGAGUUCCUGAGGAAGGAGCAAAGAGAGAAUGUGCCCCAGGAGUAUGCAGCAAAGAUCAUCAAGACUUAUGAAGUGAAUGAGGAAGCAAAGAGUGAUUUAUUCAUGACCAAGGACGGGUUUCUAUUCUUCCUGAUGUCACCAGCGGGGGACAUUUUCAACCAAGAACACAACAAGGUGUACCAAGACAUGACAAAGCCGCUCAAUCAAUAUUACAUUUCUUCCUCACAUAACACCUACUUGACCAAGGAUCAGCUGGAGGGCCCCAGCAGCACCGAGGCCUACAUCAGUGCACUCAAUAAAGGCUGCCGCUGUGUGGAACUGGACUGUUGGGAUGGACCAAACGGAGAGCCAGUCAUUUAUCACGGCUACACACUCACCUCAAAAAUCCUCUUCAAGGACGUCAUACAAGUCGUAAAUAAUUACGCCUUUAAGGUCUCUCCUUACCCUCUCAUCCUGUCCCUGGAGAACCACUGCAGUGUAGAACAGCAGAACGUCAUGGCGCAGCACAUGAAAACCAUCCUGGGGGACAAGCUGCUGUCCAAGAUUAUCGACGGGAAGGUGCCCACCAAGUUCCCCUCACCUGAGCAACUGAAGGGGAAAAUACUGGUGAAGGGCAAGAGGCUAAAUCGCCUGGAGGAUGAUCAGAGCGCCGAGAACGAUGAUGUCUCAGAUGAGGACGAGGCUGCCGAAAUGCAAGAGGAAGAAAAGCAAGAACUUAAAAAGAAAGGCUCAAAGGUCAAACUGUCCAAGGAGCUGUCUGACCUGGUCAUCUUCUGCAAGAGCGUCCACUUCAACGGGUUUGAAGAUGCCAUGAACAACCAGGUUUUCUACGAGAUGUCAUCCUUCGUGGAAAACAAGUUCAAUAAACUGGUGCAGGACUCCAGCACCCCCUUCAUCCAGCUCAACGCCCGACAACUGAGCAGGAUUUACCCGGCGGGCAUGAGGACGGACUCCUCCAAUUACUCCCCCAUCGACAUGUGGAACGCCGGCUGCCAGAUAGUGGCCCUCAACUUCCAGACCCCUGGGCAAGAGAUGGACAUUUACCAAGGUAAAUUUCGCGACAAUGGUUUCUGUGGUUAUAACCUGAAGCCAACGUACCUGAGGGAGACAAAGCCGAUAUUUGACCCAAAGAGCAUCCAGAAGGGACCUUGGCUGGACCGGAAGAAGCUCCACGUGAUGGUCAUCUCUGCCCAGCAGCUUCCUAAGUCAAACAUGGCAAAACCCAGCUCAGUGGUGGACCCCCUCGUGACAGUGGAAGUUUUUGGAGUCAAAGAAGAUGAUGCAGAGAAAGUGACGCCACACAUUUCCAACAAUGGCUUCAACCCCAUGUGGAACGCAACCUUCCAAUUUGAUGUCUCUGUGCCUGAACUGGCCUUUGUCCGCUUCCUGGUUCAGGACUACGACGCCACCUCGAGGAACGAUUUCAUCGGACAGUUUACGCUGCCGUUUACGAGCUUACAGCUAGGAUACCGCCACAUCCACCUUCUGUCCGUCAAUGGCGACCCCUUGCCCUCUGCCUCGCUCUUCACCCACAUCAUGAUUGAGUGAACCAUCUCCUCCGCCAGGACCCCAGACUCGCCGGGUGAUGGAAAGGAGGGCCCCAUCGACCAGAAAGGGAUGGAUAGGACAGCGGGAAUUGGGUUUGGGUAGAAUGAAACUGGCGGGGGGGGGCGGGAAUUGAGAACGCGAAAAGGAGAUGAGUAGGACAGGAAGGGGGAAGAAAUUUGUAUAUUAACAAGGAGGGGCAUUGCAUUUUAUUUCUGAGGGGUUGGGUAGGGGCGAGUUUUCAAUGCUGUUGCUUGUCUUGGUCAGUCAUGCUUCCUGGCAUGUUCAUACCCUCUUCUAUUUACGUUUAACACUAAUCAGAGGACAGAGAAGAGUGUACUCACCAAUUCAGGAGCUGAUUGAUUACAACUUUGUGAUAUACUUUCUAUAUGUUAAUUAAAAAGAACUCUA
Molecule: messenger RNA, 2857 nt
Organism: Mobula hypostoma (lesser devil ray)
Lineage: Eukaryota; Metazoa; Chordata; Chondrichthyes; Myliobatiformes; Myliobatidae
Gene: plcd1a
Product: phospholipase C, delta 1a
Exons: 15
Coding region: 167-2449 (760 amino acids)
Biological process (GO): release of sequestered calcium ion into cytosol; phosphatidylinositol-mediated signaling; lipid metabolic process
Molecular function (GO): calcium ion binding; phosphatidylinositol-4,5-bisphosphate phospholipase C activity
Source: RefSeq, a predicted model, not a curated record